Paramecium sonneborni is the source of this 588-nucleotide messenger RNA. NCBI's taxonomy places the organism in Eukaryota, Ciliophora, Oligohymenophorea, Peniculida, Parameciidae. The record is from the annotation of a GenBank genome assembly.
UAUGACAGAACCCAAAGCAUAAUAUGAUGAAUUAUAUAAAAGUAGUCUAUUUUUAUAUUAUAUUAUAGUCAUAUUAGUUGAAGAUUUCAAGUGUUGGAAAGACUAUUUUUCUAAUUAGGUAAUUAUUUCAAUUCGAAUAUUAGAUUAACAAAACAUGUUUUAAGGAGGUAAUUGCAAUCUACUAUUGGUGGAGAAUACUCAGUCUAUUGGUCAGCUUAAUCAAUUUUACUUGCAGAUAUAAUUAUUAUUGUAAAAUCAGUAAUUUGGGAUACUGCCGUUGCUGAAAAAUAUAUACAGCUCAUUAUAGGAUAUCUGAAGGAGCUUUAUUAUUUUAUGAUUUAUGUGAUAAGAAAAUUCAUUUGAUAAUAUUUUAAAUUGGCGUUAAAAAGUAUUAUUAUUUAAUUAUUAAAUUCUAGAUAAUAUAACAUAUAAAUGAUAAAAUAAUAAUCAUGUUAAUUGGAAACAAAUUAGAUUUAUUAAAAGAAAAUCGCUAGAGUAGAUGUGUUUCUGAACAAGAAAUUGAACAUUUCUGUUAAUAAUAUAAUAUGCUUUAUAAUGAAACGUGGGCUAAGGAAGGAAUAAGUGUGA